This is a messenger RNA of Mytilus californianus (California mussel), 606 nucleotides long. RefSeq names its product collagen alpha-2(VIII) chain-like. The record is from RefSeq and is a predicted model, not a curated record. Lineage: Eukaryota; Metazoa; Mollusca; Bivalvia; Mytilida; Mytilidae. The coding region runs from base 38 to 589 and encodes 183 amino acids. Gene Ontology annotation, molecular function: protein binding. The transcript is spliced from 3 exons.
CAGCACAGAAUUUUUUAGUUUGUCCUAAGUCACUAAGAUGAAGCUGACCCACUACAUCUUUGUAUUGACACUAUCAUUAUUUGCAGGAAUGGUAAUGGGAUCAUGUGACACAAAAUUAGAGUGUUCACUUCUUGGUGAUCUCCUAGAAAUGGCAAUCAAACAUAAAAGUCCAGGUAAGUUCUGUCAGUGUCAAAGUAGAACCAAAAUCCCAGCAUUUUCAUCAAUACUGACUAAACCACAAACCCCUGGAGACAAUGGUGUUAUCAAGUUUGACAAAACUGUCACCAAUAUACAUAAUGGCUACAAUCCAACCACUGGUAUUUUUACUGCACCUGUUGCUGGAGUUUAUCAGUUUUCUUAUACAGUCAUGACUGUGGCUGGAAAAUAUCUGCAUGUCUACCUUUCUUAUAAUAAUACCAAACAACAAAGUGUUUGGCUGAAAGGUUCUAGUCAUGAGACAGGAACAGCCAAUAUAUUAAAUCUGAAGAAAGGAGACCACAUUGAAGUAAAGUCCCAUGGCAGUCAUACAAUUCACAGUGAUAGUAAUAACUUGUAUAGCUCAUUUUCUGGCUAUCUCAUAGCACAAUAAAAGAAAUUAAACUAUUA